Hyposmocoma kahamanoa is the source of this 2601-nucleotide messenger RNA. Its product is annotated as carboxylesterase 1F-like. Lineage: Eukaryota; Metazoa; Arthropoda; Insecta; Lepidoptera; Cosmopterigidae. The transcript is spliced from 3 exons. The coding region runs from base 38 to 1663 and encodes 541 amino acids. The record is from RefSeq and is a predicted model, not a curated record.
UUUUAUCGGCGGGUGUAAACGAGUGCGGUUUUCUAAAAUGGUUCAAGUAGAGGUUACCGAGGGAAUCUUAGAAGGUGAAACAAUAAAUAAUCCAUUUGGUGGAACUUAUCAUAGUUUCAAAGGAAUUCCUUUCGCUGAACCGCCGGUUGGAGACUUACGAUUUAAGGCUCCGCAACCUUUGAAACCAUGGUCUGGGGUACGCAGUGCCAAGGAACACGGGCCAAUCUGUUACCAAAAACAUAUGAUAAUACGUGACUCAAAGCCAGAAGGUAGCGAAGACUGUCUGUACCUUAAUGUAUACACUCCAGACAUAGAACCAUUGCCGUUACUUCCAGUAAUGUUCUAUAUACAUGGAGGAGGAUUUUCUUGCGGCAGUGGUAAUGAUGACAGAUAUGGCCCUGAGUUACUUGUCAAAGAAAAUGUCAUCCUUGUUACUUUCAAUUAUAGAGUCGACAUUCUAGGUUUCCUUUGCCUUGAUACUGAGGAAAUCCCCGGUAACGCGGGCAUGAAAGAUCAAGUUGCUGCACUGAGAUGGGUUAAAAAAAACAUUAGCAAUUUUGGAGGAGAUCCUGACAACAUCACUAUUUUUGGAGAGAGCGCUGGCGCAGGCAGCGUUGCGUACCAUUUGAUAUCACCAAUGAGUAAAGGAUUAUUUAAAAGAGCUAUAGCACAAAGUGGCUCUGCCACUUGUUAUUGGGCGAAAAGUUUUGAACCUCGUGAAAGAGCUAUCGCUUUAGCUCGAAAAUUAGGAUUCGAAUCCCAGGACAUCGACGCAAUUGCAUUUUUUUUCAAAUCAGCACCUAAAGAGAAUCUAGUCCAACUCAGAGUGCCCAUAACGAUGUCUGAAAAAGAAAAAGAAAUAAGUGACGUGCAGUUAACUAUUGUUGAUGAAAAGGCAUUCGGUGACAACGAAAGAUUUUUUUACGGAGACGUCAAUGACGCUCUUCGAAAAGGUAUUCAUGAGGGAGUAGAAGUUAUAACGGGCUACUGUGAACACGAAGGACUCAUGGGAUUGUGUGGUGUUGAUAUGAAAAAAUUGUUUGAACAUGCAAAUUGUUAUAACGAAUUUUUUGCCCCUAAAGACAUUGUUAUAAAUUGCCCUAUACGUGAAGUUCUAGACGCAGGAAGGAAGAUGAAAAAGUUUUACUUUGGCAAAAAUAAAGUUUCUAUGGAAAAUUUGGAACAGUUAGUGAAGUUCAUCGGAAUGAAUAUGUUUAACUAUCAGAUAGUACAAUUUGCGAAAAUGAUAUGUAACAAGAACAAAACGUACUUUUAUAAAUUUACAUGCACUUCUGAGUUGAAUUUAAUGUCGCAUGUUUUUGGAGUAGGAAACAUCUUAGGCAAAAAACCUGUAGUGUGCCACGCAGAUGAUUUACCCUAUAUAUUCAACAUGAAAAUAUUGCCAAUAAAAGUUGACCAGAAUUCAGAAACUUACAAAUUAAUUAACAAUGUCGUGAAACUUUGGACCAAUUUUGCCAAAUUCGGAAAUCCAACGCCAGAUGAUUCUCUAGGAGUGCACUGGUCACCCUAUAGUACAUCAGAAGAACAAUAUCUGGACAUUGGUAACGAGUUGAUAUUUAGUUCAUCUCCGGACGAAGAGCAGGUGGAAUUUUGGCAAAUGCUGUUUAAAGAAUAUUGUCCGCAUUACUUUUUUUAUAAGUGAAGUUAUGUUUCCACAGGAAUGCCGAUAAACCAAUUUAAUGACAUCACUGAUAUAAAUAAUAUGAAUACAAUGUAAUUAAUAAUGAAUAAUGAUAGUGUAAAAUGAACAUUUAGUUUUAGUUUUAGUUUGUUGAGUUUUGUAUUAGAUUUUUUGUUUAAAAUAUUUUGUGAUAAUGCGAAUGAUUAUGUACCAUGACGUUGGUGAAAGGGUGUCAGUUGUCACCGCUGCGCCAUGGUGAUAUAAGGUAGAAAUAAUUGUGUCGUUGGUUGGUAGAUGACCGGUUAUUAUUUUGGUUAAGAAACUUAUAUAUACUUAUUUGGUACAUGCGUCUUUAUGCUGAUUUAUAGUGUACGGUCAUUGACUUACAAUUAUAUGUACAGUCAUUACUUUUGCUUGGACUAAGACGUACCUGAAUGCCGGAAGAGGGCUUGACAUUCUAGCACGUUUGGUGGCUGCUACAAUUAUAACGUACUGGACUCUACCAGGGUUAAUGCUUAGGUAUUUAAUUUUUUUAAAUGUACACCAUAUCUACCACAUUGCGAUUGGAAUAUUCAUCACGGUCCACUUCACCCACCGCUGGGUAUAGGCCUCUCAUAGUUUGUGCCAUCCACCACGAUCCUGUGCUAGUCUCACCCAUCUACUGCUCGCAACUUUGACAAUGUCGUCCACCCAUCUCGCUACAGGUCGUCUCACGUUCCUAUAUCCAUUUCUUGGACACCAUUCAGUUAUCGCCUUACUCCACCUGAGUUCACCACGUCUCGCAACAUAUCCUGCCCAUCUCCAUUUUGAAUUAGUUAUCCGAUCUCCUAUGUUCUGGACCGUAGUUCGUUCUAAUUAUACGCGAUCUAUAAGUUUGAUUGAUUUAUUUUGAUUAAUUUGAGCAAUAAAUAAAAAAUGAAUAAUCUCAGUACAGGGUAAACUAAACCGUUAAAAAAAAC